UUGUUGUUGAGUAUACUUCGUGGCUAGAGCACGCUCGGCAUAUCGGCGCUCCGGCUUGCCCUCGAACUUGCACUACGCGGGUAAAUCAGGUUGUCGCCUGCUUUCUGUUCGUCCCCCAACUGGGUGAACCACCUGCACCACCAUCAUGGCAUCAAGGAGAUCAGCGCGCCUGGCCGCCAUGGCCGCCAUGGCCAGCGACGCAAACAUCGCAACCGUAGCGCCUUCAGCGGCGAGUCGCAAGCGGAAAGCGGCAACACAGGCACCAACGGCCAACGGUGCUCUCGAAGCGCCCUCAACUCCGCGGCGGCGACGCAUUGUUAAGCUGGACGCCGAAGACCCCCCGACUCCCACGCCCGACGCCGUGAGCCUCAUCGCGGAAGAGGCACACACGCAGAAACCCAAGCCGGCAGCCGUCACCCGACUGGCUGACCCUAGCCGCACCAACGCGCUCCUCCGGUCGCCCAAGACGUCGCGGAUCAUCGCCUCGACGCCUCUUGACGCCGUCUCCCCGUCCAAGCUCCGAACUAGCGUCAAACCUACGGCGGGCACGACACCAGCUGCGAUCACGACAACGACUGCUAAUAUCCUCGAAGAAGCUUGCGCGCAUCUUAUCAAAGUCGACCCGCGCAUGAAGCCGCUCAUCGACAAGCAUUACUGCCGCAUGUUCUCGCCCGAGGGCCUGGCCGAGCAGAUCGACCCCUUCGAGGCGCUCUGCAGCAGCAUCAUCUCGCAGCAGGUCAGCGGCGCAGCCGCCAAGUCGAUCAAAGCGCGCUUCAUCGCCCUCUUCAACUCCGGGUCGGGCCCUAACGCCGCCGACGGCCCCGCGGACGACAACGACGGCCCCGGCACGCGCGCCUCCUUCCCGCGCCCCGAGGAGGUAGCCGCCACGCCGCUGGACCGGCUGCGCACGGCGGGCCUGUCGCAGCGCAAGGCCGAGUACAUCCAGGGGCUGGCGGCCAAGUUCGGCACGGGCGAGCUGACGGCGCAGAUGCUGGCGGACGCGCCGGACGACGAGCUGCUGGCGCGGCUGACGGCGGUGCGCGGGCUGGGCCGGUGGAGCGCCGAGAUGUUCGCGUGCUUCGCGCUCAAGCGCAUGGACGUCUUCUCGCUCGGCGACCUGGGCGUGCAGCGCGGCAUGGCCGCCUUCGUCGGCCGCGACGUCGCCAAGCUCAAGGCCAAGGGCGCCGGCGGGAAGUGGAAGUAUAUGAGCGAGCGAGAGAUGGUCGAGAUCAGCGACCGGUUUAGGCCGUUCCGCAGCCUGUUUAUGUGGUAUAUGUGGCGCGUGGAGGAGACUGAUGUCAGCACUAUGGAGUGAGGCGGUUUGCAUCGGGGGGUGUGUAGCUACACGUCUUCACCAGCGCUCCAGCGGUACACAAAUCUGAAGCGAAGCAAUGGCCGGC
Thermothielavioides terrestris NRRL 8126 is the source of this 1400-nucleotide messenger RNA. RefSeq lists its product as uncharacterized. The transcript has a single exon. Gene Ontology annotation, biological process: DNA alkylation repair; base-excision repair, AP site formation; base-excision repair. Gene Ontology annotation, cellular component: protein-DNA complex; nucleus. NCBI's taxonomy places the organism in Eukaryota, Fungi, Ascomycota, Sordariomycetes, Sordariales, Chaetomiaceae. Gene Ontology annotation, molecular function: alkylated DNA binding; DNA-3-methyladenine glycosylase activity; DNA-7-methylguanine glycosylase activity. The record is from RefSeq and is a predicted model, not a curated record. The coding region runs from base 146 to 1315 and encodes 389 amino acids.